Periconia digitata is the source of this 2244-nucleotide messenger RNA. The record is from the annotation of a GenBank genome assembly. NCBI's taxonomy places the organism in Eukaryota, Fungi, Ascomycota, Dothideomycetes, Pleosporales, Periconiaceae.
UUCAAACAGCCAUUGACCAUGGGAUACUCUGAGGUCUUGUGCCAGAUCUGCGGCGUCAGCUUCAACAUUGGUCGAAUUCGCAGACCUGAUGAGCCGCGAAGUGCAGCAUGGGCGUUGUACGGUCCCAUUGCGAGGAAAUCGCUCUGGGACUAUACGUCUCGCGAGAAUAUGCUCUCCAGCUUCGUAGAGCAGCGCACGGAUUUCCGCAGGGCAAGUUGCGGCCAAGAUUCUGGCUGCAUGUUCGUGACCAGAAAUCCGCGUACAAAGAAUAUCGAUUGGCCAGGAUUCCGGAACAACGUUGAACAUUCGACUGGGGAGGUGGAUGGCGAUUCAAGUGAUGAUUCCGAAUGGGUCCCAACAGAUGAGGAGGAGCAAGAGUCGCUCGAAUACUCUUCGGAAAACGAAGAUAAUUCAGAUGGCGGAAACGUGGAUCAAGAGGGUGAUGUCACUAUGGCCAAUAGCGAUUUAGAUGCAGGAGACAUGUUCCCCUCCACUCUGAGCUUGGUUCAAGACCAGAUGAUUUUCAACCCGUGUACUUGGAACGGGGAACAGCUUGAAAGACUAGUUGGCGGCUCUGAACAACUCCCGGCGUGGUAUCGGGGUACUCCGUACUAUUUCGAAGCGGAUUUGCAUCAUGACAAGACUACUGAAGAGAUCUCCCCACUGUGGCCUGGUGAUUCUGAGGGAGCCGAUGACGCCACAGCCAAGACGAAAAUGCUGGAUGAAGCUCAACGAAAAGCAGAGGAGUCGUAUUCGCGCGAGAGGCAACAAUUUGAACAUAUCGCGGGACCGGGCUGCGAGCAUGCGCGCGGCUAUUCUGGUCACGAGAUUGGCGUAGAAGAGAUGCGUGGCUGUCAGAUCGCGCAAUGCUUGAUCCGGAAACCGCCGGGGUACGAAUUUGUUCCAUCGUUUUAUGACGAGGACUUUGAGGUGGAUGGAAACUUUUUUCUGAGCGGACUCACUGAUCACAUGCCCUCGCGCGACUACUCGAACCCCACGGUGACUCCUGCGCGUCAACAAUGUGAGCAACCGUAUGCUGAAAACAUAAUGUGGGAUGAAGACAAUGCCAACGAAUACGCAUUACCUUUCCACCCUUCCUGUCUAGAAGUCUUCAAGCAACUCUCACGUAUGUCGAAAGGCAGCGUUGACAUCAAUUCGUUGACGAGCUGGUGGUCUCUGGAAGCCGACUAUGAAAUUUUCCAUGGCUUCCCUCGUCAUCCCGAUCUCUCGCAAUGCAACGGGCAAGAGUGGGAACAUAGCAACGGAACGGCCUAUCUAGCCGCUAAUCCUCUUUACGUCCCUAAACUGAAAGAAAUAUGCGCUGCAGCAAUCGAAUCGGACCCCGCCUUCAAUCCUCGAACCGGCGCCUUCACCCUGCCCCAACCUCCAUCAACCUCUCCUUCCUACGACCCUUUUCUCUCAAUUCCCAACGAAAUCCUCACGGAGAUUCUCGAUCACCUCACCUCCCAAGAUAUCGCCACCCUUCGCCUCUCGUCCCGUGCAUUUACAGAACUCCCAAUUGCAUACUUCCAGAAACUAAUCCUUCGUGAAAUGCCAUGGCUCUGGGAAGCCUGGCCAACCUUCAAGACCUCGACCCGCACAAAAUACUCCCUCUGGGCAACCCUAACGGCCGGAACCGCCAUGCGCACGCUCACAAAAGCCGAUCGUGAAAUCGAAGCGAUCCAGGAUUACGUCGCCAUCGUCAAGAAAGAGAUGCCCGAGCUUAGCGAACAAAUGGACGAAGCCCUCAAAACCCAAACACAAGCUGUUCGGGCAGCCCACGAGUUUGACAUCGAGAAUAGAGAGGAGAGGUUUCCGUGCUAUUUACCCCCCGACCGCACGAAUUACUACAAGUUGUACACGCUUAUCAUUCGCCAUUGGAAAGAUCUGAAAGGGUUGCGAAAUCGCCAGAGAAUCUGGAGAGACUGCGAAGAAAUCAUGCGGCGCGCAGAUGCGUAUAAAGAGAGUGGGCGGAUCGACGAGAGUGGGAUCACGGAGGAGCUGGAGGAUGUGAUUCGUGGGAACCGAGAAGCUUUUCAGCUGAGGGAAGCAAGGAGGAGGAAGGAACGGGAGAAGUAUUGGAAGACAUAUGAAAGAGAGAGGAAGAGACUCGUGGAGGAGAAGGAGAGGGAGGAGAAAGGGGAGUCAGUAAGUCAAGAAUUGCCGCAGCGUCCUGGGCUCACGUUUGUGAAUACCUUUUCGGAGGAGGGAGUUAUGGAGACGGAGGGUGCACGCGUAACUUGA